Molecule: messenger RNA, 1594 nt
Organism: Choloepus didactylus (southern two-toed sloth)
Lineage: Eukaryota; Metazoa; Chordata; Mammalia; Pilosa; Megalonychidae
Gene: BCL2L12
Product: BCL2 like 12
Exons: 7
Coding region: 128-901 (257 amino acids)
Biological process (GO): regulation of apoptotic process
Source: RefSeq, a predicted model, not a curated record
CAGUGCGCAGGCGCGGGAACGGCGCCCUAAAAAGUUUGCCCAAGUUGCGCCGAGGAGGUGGAGGCGGUGGCAGAGGCGGUGGCAGAGGCGGUGGCAGCGGCGGUGGCGUCGGGGACCAGGUGCCCCCAUGGCAGGCUCGGAGGAGCUGGGGCUCCGGGAUGACACGCUGAGGGUGCUAGCUGCCUUCCUUAGGCGGGGUGAUGUGUCUGGGUCCACCGUUACAGCUCCACCCAGGAGUCCUGCCCAGGAGCAGCCAACAGAUUUCCUGAGCCGCCUUCGCCGAUGCCUUCCCUGCCCCCUAGGGCAAGGAGACGUUCCCCCUGACUCCCCUCGGCCUUGCUCCCUGCCCCUCCGCCCCUGCUACAGAUCAGGGCCUGGCCCAGCUACUCCAGACUUCUAUGCCCUGGUGGCCCAGCGGCUGGAACAGCUGGUCCAAGAGCAGCUGAGAUCCCCACCUAGCCCAGAGUUACAGGGUCCCCCACUCACGGAGAAGGAAGCCCUGCUGCGGAGGCUGGUGGCCUUGCUGGAGGAGGAGGCGGAAGUCAUCAAUGAGAAGCUGGCCUCGGACCCCGCCUUACGCCGCAAGCUGACCUGCCUCUCCACCGGCUCGUUCGCUCGCCUCGUGGAGCUCUUUUCCAGCCGCGGGGAUGGCCCCGGCCCCCGCCCCCGCCCCACACGCGCCUCGCAGCCGUGCCCCGGGCCCCCGCCGCCUUCCCCGGAGCCUCUGGCGCGCCUGGCCCUGGCCCUGGAGCUGAGCCGCCGCGUGGCCCACCUGGGGGGCACCCUGGCCGGGCUCAGCGUGGAGCACGUGCACAGCUUCGCGCCGUGGAUCCAGGCCCACGGGGGCUGGGAGGGCAUCCUGGCCAUCUCGCCUGUGGACUUGAACUUACCCCUGGACUGAGAUUAUCCUCAGAAGCUGCUACAAAACUCGACCUCAUGUCCCCCAACCUCAGGUGCUGUGCCAGGCCUCCCUGCCCCACUCGGGAUAGUGGGGGGAGGCUGCCUUUUCUAUUUUUGCCAAAAAAAAAAAAAAAAAAGUUUAUAAACUCUUCUUUUCAUAUUAAAAAUUUUUAAGAGUUUUGUUUGUCAUUUCACUCAAGAGCUAAAGUGUCACCUUCCCUAAGAAGAGGAGAUUGAGCUCAAGUAUCUGUGGUUAAUUCAUUAAGGAAAGAACCAAAACAUUCUUUCUAGAAGUAUUCCUUUUGAGUACCUUCAAGAGUCGUCUCUUGGUAGCAUUCUUGAUGAUAUCAUUAAUUACAUUUUUCCCUAUUGUCACAGUUUGAUUAUCUGGCUGUUAUCCCGUAUGGAUGUCCUUGAGUUUUUCCAGCCAGUCCGGGAAGAAAGUUACCAGCUUCUCUCAUGGGGUUUCCGUAGGCACUGUCCACUCCUAGUUUUUCUCCUCUUUUCCCAUUACUCCUUCUGGACCUUUUUGGCUGGUUGCCCCCUCCUCUACCUAUAAACCAGGGGUUUGUCACCUUUUUAGGGCUCUGGACCCCCUCACAGAGUAAUGUUUCUAAAGGCAUAAAGUGAAAUGCACAGGAUUCCAAAGGAAACCAAUGGUAUGGAAAUAAAGUCACCAGCAGUACUCUAAAAA